CGCGUUGGACCACCACAUGAAAGAACCGAGUAUAAAUUGAAAACAAUGUGAAUAACUUGCGCUCUUUUACGAUUCAAACCUCGAGGUGUGAGGACGUCAACGUCUAGUUAGAGUGUUGUGCCAGCCGAUCGACCAACCAACCGUUUUAUUAAAGAACAACUAAAAAAUUUUUAUAUACAUAUAACAAAUCAUAAACUUAAUUUAACAUUUUACUUGUGGCUGCAGCGGAUAAAACUUAGAUUUUUUUAAAAAAAGAAUUACAAACCAAGAAAUCCACUCGCUCUACAUCAACCAAACACAAAUCUUCUGGCAAAACUACUACCACAACAACAGCAACGAUUUCAAAUUCAACAAGGAAUUAGAAGCAACAAAAGAACAAAAAAUACUUUUUUUCUUUAGAACCGGAAUUUAUCAACAAAAAACUUUAACAAAAUGCCACAAACAGUUACCAAUGGACACUCAAACGGUUGCAACGGCAACGGCACUCAAUAUGACAUGGAAGAUGGACAAUCAUUUCUAUUCACUUCCGAAUCUGUAGGUGAAGGACAUCCCGAUAAAAUGUGCGAUCAAAUCAGUGACGCUAUUUUGGAUGCACACUUAAAACAAGAUCCCGAUGCUAAAGUUGCAUGUGAAACUGUUGCUAAAACUGGUAUGAUUCUAUUAUGCGGUGAAAUUACAUCAAAGGCUGUAGUUGAUUAUCAAAAAGUUGUACGUGAAACUGUUAAACACAUCGGUUAUGACGAUUCUUCAAAGGGUUUUGAUUAUAAAACAUGCAAUGUAUUGUUAGCCUUGGACCAGCAAUCGCCAGAAAUUGCCGCUGGAGUACAUAUUAACCGUUGCGAAGAAGAAAUCGGUGCCGGAGAUCAGGGUAUUAUGUUUGGUUAUGCCACCGAUGAAACUGAAGAAUGCAUGCCCUUGACUGUCGUUUUGGCGCACAAAUUGAAUGAAAAAAUUGCUGAAUUACGUCGUUCCGGUGACUUCUGGUGGGCUCGUCCCGAUUCAAAGACACAGAUCACUUGCGAAUAUUUGUUCGAUCAAGGUGCAGCUGUUCCCAAACGUGUCCAUACCAUUGUCGUCUCGUUGCAACACUCUGAAAAGAUCGCCCUCGAAGAUUUACGCUCUGAAGUUAUGAAUAAGGUUAUUAAAGUAGUCAUUCCCGCCAAAUAUUUAGAUGCCAAUACCGUUGUACACAUAAAUCCCUGUGGUUUAUUCGUCAUUGGUGGUCCAAUGGGUGAUGCCGGUUUGACUGGUCGCAAAAUCAUAGUCGAUACCUAUGGCGGUUGGGGUGCUCAUGGUGGUGGUGCCUUUUCGGGUAAAGAUUAUACUAAGGUCGAUAGAUCGGCGGCUUAUGCUGCACGUUGGGUGGCAAAAUCAUUAGUUAAGGCUGGUUUAUGCAAACGUUGUUUGGUUCAAGUAUCAUAUGCUAUUGGCUUGGCUGAACCUCUAUCCAUAACAGUUUUCGAUUAUGGCACCUCACACAAGUCCCAAAAGGAAUUGUUGCAAAUCGUUAAGAACAACUUCGAUUUGAGACCCGGCAUGAUUGUUAAGGACCUCAACUUGAAACAUCCCAUCUACCAGCGCACAAGUACUUAUGGCCAUUUCGGUCGUGACGGUUUUGCUUGGGAGCAAGCUAAAUCUUUGCAAAUCAAUUGACUAGAAGCUGAUACACAGCUGCUGCCUCAGCCACCGUGUGCUAAAAAAUGUAAAACCGCGUAAUUUUUAGUUAUUAAUUUUAAUCAUAUUUCUUUUUCUUAUUUUUUAUUUUAUAUAUAUUAUUAUUAUAAUUUUUAUUUUGUGCGGAAAGGAAAAAGCUGAAAAUUCUUAGCUACAAACAAAAGUAAUUAAUAAUUUACAAGCAAACAACAACAAAAAAAAGAUGAUUGAUUUUAACAUCAACAACAUGGAAAGAGCCCUUAAUUUUUUCAUAUAAAGUGAAAAAAAGGCAUUUCAAUUUCUCUACUCUUUUUUUUUUAAUAUAUUUCGCUUUUACCAUUUUUAAACAUUAACUUAAAUUUAGUUUUAGUUGCCAAAACAUUAAAAAAAAGUUACAAAAAAUAUCAAGAAUAUAAUAAAAAACUGCAAAAAAACAAAACAUUAAGUAAAACAUUACAAACUGUAUAACAAAAUAGACAAAGAAACAAAAACAAAAAACAAGAAUAAACAAAACAACACUGCUAUUUACAACAAUAGUCAAGAAUUCUUCCUUAAUUUAUCAUAAUCAUUAAACAAA
Lucilia sericata (common green bottle fly) is the source of this 2230-nucleotide messenger RNA. It is a transcript of the gene Sam-S, whose product is annotated as S-adenosylmethionine synthase. NCBI's taxonomy places the organism in Eukaryota, Metazoa, Arthropoda, Insecta, Diptera, Calliphoridae. Gene Ontology annotation, cellular component: cytosol. Gene Ontology annotation, molecular function: ATP binding; methionine adenosyltransferase activity. The coding region runs from base 433 to 1653 and encodes 406 amino acids. The transcript is spliced from 8 exons. The record is from RefSeq and is a predicted model, not a curated record. Gene Ontology annotation, biological process: S-adenosylmethionine biosynthetic process.